This is a messenger RNA of Erythranthe guttata (spotted monkey flower), 2519 nucleotides long. RefSeq names its product leucine-rich repeat receptor-like serine/threonine/tyrosine-protein kinase SOBIR1. Lineage: Eukaryota; Viridiplantae; Streptophyta; Magnoliopsida; Lamiales; Phrymaceae. Gene Ontology annotation, molecular function: protein kinase activity; protein binding; ATP binding. The record is from RefSeq and is a predicted model, not a curated record. Gene Ontology annotation, biological process: protein phosphorylation.
AUCGUGUCAAAUUUAACACCAUAAAGAUAGAAAUAUAAGAAGAUUCAUAGCUGGGAGUAGUGGUUGUAUUUACCUAAACACGAAAGAAUUUUUCUUAAUUUCACAUUAACUUAGUGGGUGACUAUAAUUUGUCCCAAAAUAUAUUGAAGAAAAAAUCACACAGGGUGAUUAUUGGAAAUUCACAAGUCAACGCUAUGACAAAAACUCAAUGGUCCCCCUUGGCCAAAUUAUUCCACAUGGGCAUUCUCAACUUUCUCAGUCAAACACUACUGUUCCAUAACAACACAAUAAAACCCACCAUCUAUCUUCAAACACCCAACCACCAAUCACCACAUCUUCUUCUAUCUCCCGCCGCCGCCGCCACCGGCCUCCGCCACCACCAUUCUGUGAACAUGGCUCUGACCAAAUCCCAAUCCCAUUUCUCUCUCCUCUGUUUCUUGACAUUAACCUGCCUCGUUCAAUCAAGACUCAAUCUUCACCCUUCUGACCAUAAUGCCCUCCUGCAUAUACAAUCACACUUCGGCAUCCACCACCCACCGGAAAGGAAUCUCUGUGAUUCCGCCGGAAUAUUCUGCGAACGACGAAUCGUUCCAAACAAUUCUUACGUCCUCAGAGUUACCCGUGUGGUGUUGGAAUCUCAAUACCUCAAAGGCAAACUAUCUCCUGCCAUCGGUCAGCUCUCCAAGCUGAAACAACUUUCCUUACAAGACAACCAACUUUCCGACCAAAUUCCACCUCAAAUAACCGACUGUCGGAAACUUGAGAUACUCAGCCUGGGAAAAAAUCAAUUCUCCGGCGAAAUCCCGCCUGGAUUAUCCUCGUUGAUCCGCCUCCGAAUUCUCGAUUUAUCUUCAAACAAAUUCACAGGAAAUCUCAAAUUCUUGAAACACUACCCCAACCUGGAAAAACUCGAUCUCUCCGACAACAUGUUCACCGGAAAAGUUCCAUUAUCUCUGGGAUAUUUUCGGAAUCUCAGAUUCAUAGACAUAUCAGGCAACAGUUUACUCGAGGGCCAGGUGCCAUUAACGAAUGAUCAAUUAGACUCCGAAUUGAUCGAAAACGAGAGCUUACCAGCACGGUACAUGUUCGCCGAAAGUCCCCAAAGAAGAAACCAGUCCGUUUCUGCCUCAGCGCCUUCUCCGAGCCAGGUGGCAAACGCAUUUUCCCCAACCUCACCAAAGCAGAAGAAGCACAAGAACAAGAAGAAGAGAAUAGUUGAGUGGAUUCUUGUAUUCUUGGCCGGAACUUUAGCUGGGAGUGGAUCUGCAUUGGUAUUCGCUCUCCUCUUCAAACUGCUCAUGUACUCAAUCAAAGGGCAUAAAAAGGACACAACACUGAAAAUCUUCAGCCCCAUGAUAAAAUCCCCCGAGGAUUUGUCUUUCCUCGAAAAAGAAGACGGAAUAGCAUCGCUUGAUGUCAUAGGAAGAGGCGGUUGUGGAGAAGUCUACAAAGCCGUUUUACCUGGAAGCGACGGCAAAGAAAUCGCCAUAAAGAAGAUAAUCCAGCCCCCUAAAGAUGCAGAGGAGAUCGCCGAAGAAGACAGCAAACUCCUGACCAAGAAAAUGCGUCAGAUCAAGUCCGAAAUUCAGACAAUGGGUCAAAUCAGGCACAAGAAUCUGCUCUCUCUACUAGCCCAUCUAUCAAGGCCCAAUUGCCAUUACUUAGUCUACGAGUACAUGAAGAACGGCAGCCUACAGGACUGCCUCCAACACGUGACCGAAGGUAAAAGAGAGCUCGAUUGGCUGGCCAGGUACAAGAUUGCAUUAGGGGUGGCUUCUGGGCUAGAGUAUCUUCACAUGAACCACAACCCUCGUGUGAUCCACAGAGAUUUGAAGCCCGCGAACGUGUUGUUGGACGACGAAAUGGAAGCCCGAAUUGCGGAUUUCGGGCUCGCAAAAGAGAUGCCUGAUUUCAAAACACAUGUUACCACUUCGAAUGUGGCGGGGACUGUAGGGUACAUUGCCCCCGAGUAUUACCAGACGUUUAAGUUCACCGAUAAGUGCGAUAUGUACAGCUUCGGUGUGUUGUUGGGCGCUCUGGUUAUCGGAAAGUUGCCCUCGGAUGAGUUUUUCCAGUACACGGAUGAGAUGAGUCUGGUGAAGUGGAUGAGAAACUUGAUGGCUUCUGAGGACCCGAGGAGGGCAAUUGACACGAAGCUGUUGGGAAACGGGUACGAGGAGCAGAUGCUGUUAGUGCUCAAGGUUGCUUGCUUUUGCACACUAAAUAAUCCCAAGGAGAGGCCGAAUAGUAAGGAUGCUAGGUGCAUGCUAGCUCAGAUAAAGCAUUAGUUACAAGAAUUGAUGAAUAAUCUGUUGGUAAUGUAAUUUAUGUGUUUUGAUGUCAGAAGAUGUUGAUUCAGUCAAUUGUAAUAUGUAUCAUGGUUGUUUCGAUUCCUCCAUACAGUUAUAGCAAGGUUUCAUUAUUCUAUCCUGAGAACAAUUAAUAUGUAUCAUUAAUUUUUGCUAUAGCUAGUUUGCCACAUUUUCUUGAAAGAGGAGACCAAAUUCAAGCAAUUUUUA